Passer montanus (Eurasian tree sparrow) is the source of this 612-nucleotide messenger RNA. RefSeq names its product glycine-rich cell wall structural protein 2-like. Bases 1 to 612 code for a protein of 203 amino acids. The record is from RefSeq and is a predicted model, not a curated record. NCBI's taxonomy places the organism in Eukaryota, Metazoa, Chordata, Aves, Passeriformes, Passeridae. The transcript is spliced from 3 exons.
AUGGGUGGGAGGACCCCCCAGGAGGGGCUGGAGGAGCCCAAAUUUGGGAUUUUUGGCCCUCAAGGUGUCCCCGGCGGGGUCCGAGAGCCCCUCGCCCUGUCCGGGGGGGCUCAGCCCGGGGGGGUCCCCGCCGGCGGCGGGGGGGACCGAGCGGGGCUCGGCGGCACCGGGCACGGCCACACCGGGCACGGGCACACCGGGCACGGCGACACCGGGCACGGGCACGGCGACACCGGGCACGGCGGCACCGGGCACGGCCACACCGGGCACGGCGACACCGGGCACGGGCACGGCGACACCGGCGGCACCGGCCGAGCAUCCCCCGCCGCCGGCUACCGGGGGGCGGGGGGAGGCCGGGGCGNNNNGGGCGGCCGCCGGGGCUGCGGCCGCUACCGGGGGCCGCGGGAGGCACCGGCGCCGCCGGGAACCGGGGCCGGGGGAGCCGCGGGGGCUCCGGGCUACGGGAGGCGCCGGGAACCGGGGCCGCGGGAGGGACGGGGGGCUCCGGGAGGGACCGGGGGCUACCGGAGGGACCGGGAAGGACCGGGGGCUACCGGAGGGACCGGGGGCUACCUGAGGGAGCCGGGGGCUAGCAGAGGGACCGGGGGCUAG